This is a messenger RNA of Dendroctonus ponderosae (mountain pine beetle), 4750 nucleotides long. RefSeq names its product helix-loop-helix protein delilah. Gene Ontology annotation, molecular function: protein dimerization activity. The record is from RefSeq and is a predicted model, not a curated record. The coding region runs from base 252 to 929 and encodes 225 amino acids. NCBI's taxonomy places the organism in Eukaryota, Metazoa, Arthropoda, Insecta, Coleoptera, Curculionidae. The transcript has a single exon.
UCACUCUCAAAUCCGUUGGUGAUAAGCGCGUGCCUUAAUGGUAGGGAUUUCUGGGUAUUUUGCCCACGAGUUCCACCGCUAAGUCACUCAGUACACAGUCUUGCGGCUUUAGCCAUCAGCAACUCUUCGGCUGAACCAUUCGUAUAGUGCGCGCUAAGACACAUCGCAACUCGUGGUGCGUUUAAUGUGCCAAACGGCCGGCAAAAACUCGCAGUGAAUUCCGCAUGCGAUGAGGCAACGGCUUUUCUGAGAUGGAUUCGUUGCUCAGCUACUCGGAGCUGCAGGAGCGGCUGCAGACUCAGGUGAACUUUACCGAUAGCAACAAUAACGACGAGUUUGAUGGACAUGCGUUGCUGAAGGAGGACAAGUACUCGCUAAGGCCACGUUCGGCUCGCAGGAUAACCGAGAAGUCGAACGUCCAGCAGGAGGCUCAAAAGAGUGGCGGCGGUUCCCGACCAGGUCAGGGCAAGGGCAAGCCCAAGUCGGCCCCUCUGAGUAAAUAUCGCAGGAAAACCGCAAACGCGCGCGAGCGGAACCGGAUGCGGGAGAUCAAUCAGGCCUUUGAGACUUUGCGGCGCGUGAUUCCGCACAUGCAGGCUCCUGCCACCGGUUCCAAUGAGAAACUCACCAAAAUCACCACCUUGCGCUUAGCCAUGAAGUAUAUCAGUGCGCUGAGCACAGCGCUCAGCAACCCCAUGGACAGUAUUGCAAUGGAGAUGAUCCAGCAGGACUACGCGGAUCUGGAUUGCUUCCUGCUGGAGUCCGACGGAGAGUCGCUCUCUCUGUCCGAUCACUCGGGCUCGCUUUUGGCUUCGCCAGACUUUCCAGAUUCUUCGCUAUCGCCCGUGGACUUUGGGGAUGCUUCUUUGCCCUCCCUCUUGCACACAGACCUUGAAGGGACGGACCUUAGUGAGUUCCUGCUUGCGUAGCAUCAGGAUUCAGUUCCAGUUUCAGUAUUUUUGAGGCAGGUUUGAACCGUGUGGAAAAUGGGGAGAUUUGGAACGCGAUGGGAAAAACUUUAGUUUUUUGAAACUUUGUCCAUUUUCUAGAUCUACAUCAGUUUCCAAAUCUUGUGAUGUAUUUGAUCUAUUCAAAAACUAGGGUUUUAGAGUCAAAACUUCCCUGAAAGCUCUCUGUUUAUUCCAGCAGUUCGAACUUUGAAGUGCAGUAUCUUUUCCGGUUUGUUUCCUACAGGUUCACUAAAUCGAGAACUUUUAAACAAAACGCACUUUUUCUCACUUAAUUUACUCAUUAGUAGUUCAGACACAUUUUUGCGUUUUUUCCUAGAGGUUUUUCAAUUUUUUAAUACUUAUAUUCGUUUUUAUAAUAAAAGAAUUGGUGAAUCAUUUAGGCACAAAAUGCUCCAAUAAGCGAUUUUCCCAACAAAUUUUUGGCUUCACAUUAAACAUCAUUAAAAAUUUAAUUUUCUCAAUUUUUGUCUGAUUGAAUGAAGAAACUUGUUCGGUUAACAAAAACCAUUUAGUUUCUUAAUUUGUUUUAUGAUUUUGCAAUUUUUGAGCGUUUGAGCAGUUUUUUCGUUUCUCCUGUAGUUCUUUCAAUUUUUUAAUGCUCACAUUUUUUGGUUUUGUUUUCCUGCAGAUUAUUGGAUACAACAAUUGCUGAAGCCUUUAGGAGAAAAAUUGCCCAACGAAGCCAUUUAACAAUGUCUUUUUGUGCAUUUUUUCAUUUCUUAGUCGCAUUUUACAAAUUUUUGGCAUCAGUUUCAGACCCAUAUUUUCUUUUCCUGUUUUUAACAUUGUGUUUUGUCUGUUUUUGUCUUCAUUCCAAAGUGUCGCUUUCUUUGACCAGUGAAAAGGCAAUUUUCGAAAAAACCACUUGAAAAUUGGCAUUGAUUGCUAUGAAAUGUUUUGUAUCUUGCCUUUUUACUCCAAGUCAAUUUUGAAUUUUUUGAGAACGUUUAUGCUACGUCUGUUCUUCACUUUUUCAAUACUCACAUUAUUUUGCUUUGGGCUUAGCAAUUAAUAGCAAAAUAUCCAACAAAACCAAGCGGUUUUAAGGUGUUUUAGUAUGUUUUUUUCAUUUAUUUACUGCAUUGUGAAAUUUUGGUUUUAGGUAAAAGCAUCACCCAAAAAAAACCCCAAAGUUUUUUCUUCAAAAAUAUUAUAUCCGAUAUUUAUUUGUACCAAAAUUUUGGUUGACCAAAAUUGUAUUUUUUUUCAAAGGGAUCAUCUUGAACAUUAAUUUUUCUCAAUUUUCAGGUUUUACGAAUUUGUUGCACUUUGUAGCCUCGUUUUCGGUUAUUAGCAAAUUUAUGAUUUACAUGACAUAUUUACAUAAUUAUGAUUAUAAUUAUUAGCGAAUUAAGAAACAAGCACCCAAAUUUCAAUUUUUGUCUGCAAACGGAUUUUCUUGAAAUUAUUUUUUCUCAAUCUUGACUUUUCCCGAUUUUGCUGCACUCUAAAACCUUGCUUUCUGUUAUUGAAUUUAAUUAAAAAACUGACGAGAAUUGACUUCUCUAACUCAAAAAAACUAAAACAUUUUUGAUUUUCUUUGAAUUUUCGUCGAAUCCAAUUUUAAAGCUUUUGGAAUGAUAAUUUCCUCUCGCUUCUUCUGCAGUUUUUUUCAAAUGUUUAAUACUCAUAUUAUUAAAUCCGCUCAUUGUGCUUUUUUCACCGCUUCAUUUACAUGCUUUUGAAAUCACACAAUUGAUCGCGAAAGGGAAGGAGAAACCUAGUAAUAUUUAAUAAAAAGGUUGAAACAAUCGUUAAUGUAAAAUAAAACAAAUUGAAGUUGGAAACCAUAAAGUCUCUUUAAGUUUGAAAACUAGUUUUUUAUGCAAUUUUCACUUCACAGGUAAAAAAACAGUUGGAAAAUCAACAGAAGAAUUAUGUGUUAUCACCGAUUUAUGAAACGAAUUGAAGUCAUUGAAGAGCCAAAGAAAAUCAUCGCUAAAUUGAAAUAAAAUAAGAGUAAAUUGAAAUUAAAAGCCUUGAAAUAUUUAUUAUAUAUUGAAAAUAUCUUGCACUUUUUCAAAACAGUAAAAUAAAGUCAAAAGCAGAAGUUGACUAAAACAGAAGAUCUCGAUCUAGGUAUUUCUUCCAAAAAAAUGCAAAUAGUUUAGAGUUUUGUGGAUCUAAAAUUUUGCUAAAAAUCGUUUGGGACUUCGAACUUCACUAGAUCGAAUUAAACUCCCAAAAAUACCGGUUUUAAUGCAAAAUCAAAGAAAACAAGGCAAUUUUGCAAAACUCAAUCGUUUAGUAAACGUUAAAACUAAUGAAUAUGCUUGAUCUUUUUCCUAAUCUUUUUUUUUAAAUCUCUCGAUUAAAACGUGAAUUGUCUACUUUUUCAUGUUUUUGUCCCAGAAAAUAAAGUGUGCUUUAGAAAUAGAACUAAAUUAAAGAUAGAAGCCAGAUAAAUUCAAAAAAAGUUCCGAAAACAGGCAGGAAACAGACGAAAACAAAAUAAAAUUUGAGAAGUUUGUCAAAAUAAACUUGUAUUGCAACCAAAAACAAUAAACCCUAAAAGUAACUUGAGUGCAUUUUUACACAUUUUGUAUAAUAAAACAUUUGCCAGUUCAAAUUUUUUGAAGUGUUCAGAUACGAAGGAAAGUUAUAAAGUGUUUAGUGCAUAAAAGACAGAACAAAUGAACAACAAUAAAUAAAAGCUUUUAAAAUUUGUUGUAAACGAAACAAUAGCAGAUUUUCCCGCAGAAUCAGAUGAAUUGCACUUGAGACUGCCGUGGGACAGAAUGUAUUCCACUUGCUAAAACCACCUCUGAAGACGCAAGUCACUCGUGUCUUCGAAACGUCAGGAAUACAUUCCAAAUCCACCAGUUUCAUGCAAUGGGCACAAAAGUCGCUUAAGAAAAACUAAACGAAAAUAAUAAAUAAUAAUUUCUAGCAAAAGCAAAAAUACCGCAGGGUUUCAAUAGAAAAUUCCGCAGAAUUGCACUUGAUUGUGGAUCAAUAUAAUCCUGUAGACUUCAGCAAAUAACUUAAUAACUUAGUAAUUCCUCCGUUAAUCCAAUUAGACGCAAUCGUCGCUCCAUUUCAAAGCCUUGUCGGUUUUUUCCGCGACGUUUUGCAAUUAUAUUCAAAGUGGAAUAAUAGAAUAAACGUUUAAACAAACUGAGCCGAUUUGAAUAAGCAAACAGAAGCCUGAGGCUUGCGUGAAGGAAUCGUGGGAAAAACGAUUAGUUUCGUGUUAUUGUAAACGUUCGUAUUGGAAUUAUUGUUGUUGAACAAAUCCCGAACUUCUGCACGGUUCUUGUCUUUUCUAUCUCAGUAGUUUAAGGGCUCUAGUUCUAAGGCAAAGUGUAUGUUGGGCAUUGUUAAGGGCGAACUGUGUACAGGGUGUAUAAGCAAUAAAUUAAAAAUCGAUUUUUUAUUAUUUCCAUAGGUUUACGCUGGUUACUAUUAGGAUAAGCCUCUAUACCUACUCCUGAUUCCAGCUAGGUUUACUUAUUUAUUUAGGGUUGUGAUAUUAUGCUUUAUGCGUGUGAGUAAACUACUGUUUUCCCUUUCCAGAAGUAUUAGACACAAUUUUUUGCUAGUUUUUGUUUCCAUUUUCCUCUUGUAAAUAUUUAAGGGCGAACUGAGUAUUUGUAUAGGAGUAUAUUAUAUGAAGUCGAUUCCCUAUGGGGAGGAAGAGAUUAUUAUAAGUUUCAUAAAUAUAUGAUUUUGUUACCUAGAAGAUUUUAAUGUAUGUAUGUACCUAGAUAAAGAGAGGGCUGAGCUGUUCUUAUAAGUCGGCUGUAUUGUUGUUUUCAAAAUAAAUCCCAUUAAAAGUG